AUGGGACCAAUAUGGGCAAGUCCAUUUGGGUACGCCCAUAUUGGACCCAUAUGGGUCCCAUAUUACAGCACUAUAAGGAAAAACGAUUUUUCGUUUAUUUAUUUCAUUAGAACUUCUUUACUUUGAGCUAUAGUGUGACCACCUUGGCAUAAAUUGCUUUUAUCUUUUAUAAAAAUCGUAGCAUUAACAUAUAUACAAGCCAUGAGGGACCCAUAUGGGUCCCAUUCGGGCAACCCAAUAAAUAUUAGCAUGCCUGAGCAGGUGCGAGAAAUUAAUUUGUUUAGUUUUUAUAUUGGUUUUAAUUUUUAUAAUCUAAAUAUAAAAAUGUGUUUUUAGACUAUUAAUUCAGAAAUAAUUUAUAAAAAUCAGCAUUUGAUGAAAAAUUUAUUUCGAGCAUGCGCAGACGUGAUUUCCGCUGCCGCUUAAAAUCAAAUUGUGUAUUGAAACGUUAAAUUGUAAAAUUGUACACGAAAACAAUAUUUCAUUUCAAUUCGGAACAUUUAACGACGAUUUCGUAUAACGACCUUUCAUACUAUAUCCUUACAGAUUUAUUGUGUGUGUAGGUAAGUGUAAACGUCAUUUAUUUUUUGUUUUUGCCUUUGCCAUGUAAUUUCGCGAUAGUUUUUGUCAGUUUAAUUUGCGACAUUUUCUAGAAUUUACGCCCACUAUUAGGCACUUUAGCUGGCCUAUGGAUGUGUAUAGUUGUUAUUGUUGAAUAACUUAACUGUGACGGAGUCGACACUAACAUUUUAAUAAUAUUUUUUCUAUCUAGACUAAAUUUUAAGAGGUACUUUUUUAAAGGGACACCAUCAUUUGAAAUCCAGUGACCCGUCCUAGCCUUAGAAGUCCCUUCCAUUUUGUACCAAUAUUUCAUUCAUAAGCAUUUUAAAAUAUUAAAUGCAAAUACUUAUUAUUACAAAUUCAAGUAUUUUUUCCAAGUACCAACCAAGCCCUAUGUUGCACAGGCACGAGUAUCGGACCUGGGAAGAAAAAAUAUGACCCGAUAGAUAAUUAAACCUGUGUUCAUCUUUAAAAAGUCAAAAACCGAAAAAAAUUGUAAAUUAUACCCCCCUUUAAAAACAUACUUUAAGUUAAGAGAAGGCCAGAAACUCCAGAUUCGAGCCUGCAAGCAAGGGAUUCACUUCCCGGGCCGUUGUGAAAACAAUUGUCCAGACAAUUAAAAAAAUCUUUUACCACUUUCACGUUUGUAUUAAGUUUCCAAAUGGGACCGACCCCAAGUCUUUAGCCCUUCCCGUUCAUGAAAUAUCUAUCGGGGAAACAAACGCAUUCGUGCUAAAAAUCCUUGGUAGACAAAAUUGCGGCACAACAAUUCGGUACGUAAACAUAGACUAGUACAUGUUUGCCAGCCGAUUACGGGUCAUAAUCAUAUUGUCACUUGGCGCAAUAACUCACUUAAUGUAUAUAUGUAUUUUAUUAUUACUUAUUAAUGUAUUUUCAUUUUAUUGUAAAUAGGCCAUCAAAAAGGCGGUAUGAAUCGGAUAGUGGCACUGAUGAGAAUGAGACAGACACAGAGAGUAGGCCACCACAAGUUAUUGACCAAGCAACAACGCCCAAAGAGUCACAAAGCCUACUUUCAUCUCCGGCUUGCUUAUCUGCACAGGCAUUGCGAGAGGCCAGCAGUGAUGUGCAAAGUGCUUCUCCAAUACAAGGUGCUUCUGAUACACCCUUCCGUGGGCAGAUUAUUGGGCCCACUGCUGUUACACAGAUUCUCCGAGUCUUGGAGACAAUGCGAGAGAAGAAUCGUGAAAUUAAGAGGAUGGUGCAGCGAAUGCUGUUAAGGUCAGCAGCAGAUGACCAACCGCUGCAACUUCCGAAAGAUAUCUCAUUCCCUAUUCGUUAUCCUGAGCAGAUGGAAGCAUUCGAUGAGCUUCUGGGAGAUCAGACAAUGCUCUCAUCUGUGGUGCGGUUCCUCUCAAUGUUUGGUAUGGCAGAUGUACGGGAAACUGUUGACCGCUUGAUGAAAGAAACCAUGUCAAAUGAACUGGCAAGAAUGUACAAUAUGAAGUGGCUGAAGGGGAAGAAAAAGUUUGUGGGCCUCUAGAUACUGAAUGUAUUGUAUAAAUGUGUCCAAAGGAACUUGCCGACAAAGCCUGCAACGAGGAAGGAUGUUGAAAUAGAGGUUUCAAAGUGGCUGGCUAGGGCGCGGGACCGCGAUGGGGGAAGGAAAGCAAGAAACAAAGUGUCAGAGACCUUACCUGAAGGAAGUGACUCGACAUGUUUUUAAUUUAAAAAUGCAAAUUUAUAGAGGAUAUUUGUUUGUUUGUGUGUAAGAUGAAAUUUUAUAUCAUCAAGAGAGCUUUAAAAACAGUAUUCUCAUGAGUGGCUAUGCGCUCGUGAGAAAACUGUUUUUUAAAGUUCCUUCAAUGAUAUAAAAUUACAUCUUACACAACAAACAAUAAAGUGUCUUUUUAUUUUAUGCUAAUGAAAUUUCCUCAAUAUUAACGUUAGUAUUAAAUCUGUUUUCACCACUGUUAACAUCAAUUUUAGUUGAAUUUAAGUCCAAUUUCUCAUAAAUACAGGAAGUCUUGGGCUGAAAAAUAAGUUUGACAAUCAACGUUGAAUAGCCAUGAUAUUAUUUAUUGAAUUCAAAAAAUUUGAAUGAUGAUAAAAUCUUUAAAAAGUAGUCUCGUCAUAGAAAAGUUUGAAAUUUUAAUCAUUUCACUGUGAAAUUAUCAAAUAUAUUUUUCACGGAUACAUCAGUAAUACGCUCAAAAACAUAAAAUAAAUGACUUUUAUUUUACAUUUUCAAACCUUUACUUAAUCUGCAUAUAAGUUAUUCCACUGAUUGAAAGUCAAUAUGUAUCAAGGUAUUUUUAAAAUGUGAUAAGGGUCAGAACUACAGUAAGCGGCUCAUUUGUUUAUCUUGUUAUACUUUUUGUUGCUAAUUUUAAUGUUUGAGGUCAUCAGCAUAGCAUGUCUUUCUUGUAAAUGCAAAAUUCUUGUCUAGUCAAAUUUUGCCUUCUAGUCAGUAUAUUCUGCUGCUAUGUUAUGUUUGUUGUUGACAUUAUAUGCUGUUUUUCUGUUGUCUAUAUGCUGUUGUUUUUUGUUUUUUUCAUUAAACAUUGUUACUGCACGGAGGAAGGUAGUCUAGUACUGGUGUAACUCUCCAGAAACGAUGGAUGGUUAGGAAACUACCCGCCUAUAUGACGUAAAAGGCGUAAAAUGAAACAAACAAACAAACAAAAAACAUUGUUACUAUUUAAAUCAAGACAUUAAAUGCUUGGGGAAUGUUUUUGAUACUGAUCAAUACAAUUAUAACAUCUUGUCAAAACUUGACACUAACAGGGAACACAUGUAUUGAUAUGGUAUUAACCUUUAAAAUAAAGUUGAAAUACUUUACAAUGAUGAUUCUUGUAAUCUUUAUUGUUGUUAUUGUUGAAACUUUGAUAAUAUCGGAGAAAUUACUGAAACCAACUAUUUUUACUGACAAUUUUUUUAAUGAAUUUCUUCACAACAAAUUUGAUCUUUGUGUAAUAUCACAUUUUAAUUAUUAUUGAUUUUUACAAACUUGUACAAACUAUUUUUUACUUUUCAUCAGCUGCAUAUUUUGUUUACAUGUCUAUAAACAGUAUUUCAAUGUGCCAAGAUUUUGUGUAUUAUAUUUGUUACUUUUCAUUAGCUGCAUAUUUUGUUUACACGUCUAUUAACAGAAUUACAACCGUGCCAACCUUUUGUGUAUCAUAUUUGUUACUUUAGCUGCAUAUUUUGUUAACACGUCUAUAUAAACAGUAUUACAACCGUGCCAACCUUUUUUGUAUUACUUUUUGUUACUUUUCAUUAGCUGCAUAUUUUGUUGACAAUUACAACAGUGCCAACCUUUUGUGUAUUAUAUUUGUUACUUUUCAUUAGCUGCAUAUUUUGUCCACACGUCUAUAAACAGUAUUACAACCGUGCCAAGGUUUUGUUAAUUAUAUUAAUUUUUUUUCAUCAGCUGCAUAAUAUUUUGUUUACACAUCUAUGAACAGUAUUACAACUGUGCCAAGGUUUUGUUUUAUUAUAUUUGUUACUUUUCACGAGCUGCAUAACAUUUUUUUCUUCAGCACUACCAUACCAAAGUGUAAUACAUGGUUGUAAUGAACAACUUUUUAUAUUAAUUGAUGUAGAUCUAUAUCAUUUGAAAAUGAAAGUAAUUGGUAGAUAGAAAUUUGUAAUGAAUUACAGUAAAUGUAUAAUACUUUUUCUAUGAAUUAUGUAGAAAGUUAAAAAGACAUUUGGGGUCAUACUGUUGAUUCACUGAAAUUUAAACAUUAUACACAUAUAUUUCUUGGAGUUCCAAAGACCUUCUGUAAAGUUUUACCAGUGUCUAGCAUAAGUUUCAUUUUUCCUUAUAGUGAUCUGUAAGGUAUCUAAUGUUAUAAAACUGCAUUUUUAAUUAUUUUGUUCGUACAUUAUAAACAGUUUUCCAUUACAUGUUGCUUAUUUAGUGUACCAAAGUAAUAUUUACUACAUAGGACUUUUUGAAUAAUAA
Molecule: messenger RNA, 4489 nt
Organism: Ruditapes philippinarum (Manila clam)
Lineage: Eukaryota; Metazoa; Mollusca; Bivalvia; Venerida; Veneridae
Exons: 4
Coding region: 1448-2062 (204 amino acids)
Source: RefSeq, a predicted model, not a curated record